Molecule: messenger RNA, 1179 nt
Organism: Exophiala spinifera
Lineage: Eukaryota; Fungi; Ascomycota; Eurotiomycetes; Chaetothyriales; Herpotrichiellaceae
Exons: 3
Coding region: 1-1179 (392 amino acids)
Source: RefSeq, a predicted model, not a curated record
AUGUUUGAUGCUGUGGUUGUGGGCAGUGGCGCGGCUGGGAUCGCCACGGUUGGCAAUAUUCUUGAUUGUCAUGAAUCUGCCAGUAUACUCUGGAUAGACCCAGAGUUCAACGGAGGCAGAAUAACCAAGAAAUACCUGGAUGUUUCAAGCAAUACCAAAGUUGCUGUCUUUUUGCAAUUUGCCCAUGCUCUCGAGCCAUUCCGUGAGAUUGUCCGCUCAACACCGAAACCGAACGCCGUGCACGUACUUGAAUGCCUCGACACCAACGCGGGAUGUGACCUGCAUUAUGCAUCGAACAUGUUGUUGAUGUUGACCGAGGGACUGAAAGAGCUCCCAAAUGUGCAACCACUGAUCGGCACUGUCGUGGAAGCCAACUUCGACAGCAAGUCACUAGCCUGGUCCAUCCAGGUUCAAGAUGAGGAGUCAUCAUCCUUCAUUCACGACAUCUCGACUCGAAAACUUGUCCUAUGCACAGGAUCUUCCCCAUCUGUAUGCGAUCUAGGAUCGGCGGGAGCGUCAGUGAAGCCCAUCCAUCUUGACGUGGCUCUUAGUCGACCUAGCCUUCGAUGCGCGCUGCCUCCCGACGGGAGCGUCCACGUUGCAGUUCUGGGCUCCUCACACAGUGCCAUCGUGGUGAUAAUGAAUCUGUACGAGCUGGCGACCAGAAGCCAUCCGCAUCUCCGGAUCAAAUGGUUCACUCGACGGCCACUGCAGUACGCCACACCCAUGUCCGACGGUCGAAUUGUGCGUGACAACACGGGGCUGAAAGGCAGAUCAGCCGAUUUCGCCCGCAAUCACCUAGAGGAUGGCAGAUUUGAGACAUCACCUGUGAGUCAAUACUUGCAAAGAUAUGACUGCUCAGUCAACGAGGAAGGGGUGUAUCAAACGCAAUUGACCCAGUGCACCCAUGUGGUGCAAGCGAUUGGCUUCAAGCGCGACCCGGUACCUCCACUCCGGGUCGACAGCAAGAGGCUGGCCACACUUUCAUACGACAACCGAACCGGCUUGUUCCAGGACGGCUCAGGCCAUCGGAUCCCUGGGUUAUGUGGCGCGGGUAUUGCCUUUCCUGAGAAAGUGGUUGACCCGGCCGGCAACACCGAGUACGCCGUUGGAUUUUGGAAGUUUAUGAACUACCUGAGACGAGUGGUUCCGCAACACUGGGAUAUCAGGAAGGAGUAA